Messenger RNA from Porites lobata, 20099 nucleotides. Lineage: Eukaryota; Metazoa; Cnidaria; Anthozoa; Scleractinia; Poritidae. The record is from the annotation of a GenBank genome assembly.
AUGUCGGGGAUUAUUCUUUUUCUUUCAGUUUCCUGUUUCUCAACACUAACAGAUGGUAAUUACACAAGUCAUGUAUUCAAUGAAGUUGUAGUGUAUCGAUACAGGGCUUCCACACAAAUUGUGACUGCUGUAGUGUAUGAAUUUAGAGGAAAAUUAUGGGAAUAUAAAAAAGUUUCAUAAUGUCGUAAUAUAAUGCGGUGAAUUGUUAUCUAUAAGAUCAAUACCGAUACCCGGGGGAUGGCCGCUUAACCAAGUUUCAACUGUACUCUGUAUGUUUAAAUUGCAGGUCAACAGCAAUCAGAUCCACCAAAAAUUUUUAAUUUUCUAACCAAGGAUUUAGUAGCUCCUGAAGAUGUCAAGUUUGGAAGAGAAAAUGCCUUGAAAUUGCCGUGUGGUGCUAGUGGAAAUAACUUACAAUGGACUUGGAGGCACAAUGAUACUAUAACUAUUUCUAAAGGUGGUAAAUUCACCGUUGGUCCCAAUGGAACCUUAUAUGGAAGUUACCUAGAAAGUGAGCAGAGUGGGCACUACCAGUGUUUUGUAAGAGACAAUGUUACAGGCAUUGAGACGUUCAGCAGAAAGAUAAAAGUCGCUGUUACAGGUUAGGCCGCUUUUAAAAUCUGAACUGAAACAUUUCCAGGUCGUCUGUUUUUCUUACUUGCAAACAGCUCCUACUAAACCUUUUCUCGAGGCGAACUCACUUUCUUAAUACGAAAUAAUCGCGCAAACAUUUCCAAAACAAAGAAAACACCCAGGUUUCCCGCGACGUCAACCGUGCGUUUGUGCAUUAACAGAUCAUGGGCAAUGACCAAUCACAGCGCGCGUAGCAUUCAUCGACCAUAGCUCUCGACCAAUCAGCGAGCGAGAAAUCGUUGUACCACUGAAAAAAAUUGGCUAGGUUGACUUUGUUCAAUUGCCGAACCCAUUUAAAAUCAAUCAAACGACUGAAGUUCAUUGGGUUUUAUUACGGAAUGUUUAAUUUGUUGCGCUGGUUAACGGUGUUCGAUCUUAGUAGUCCUUUAGCCAGUGGUGAACUUACGCAAAAGCACGACAGAGAAAAACGACGGCAAACCUUGUGUGACAAGCGUGACAGCAAGUUUACUUUAUCGCAUGAAUAAAUGCAACAUUGUGAAGUGAUGACGAUAAUCAAAAUGGUUCCAAGAAUUACCAGCUAAGGAGGCAGGAUUCCACUAAGGCUCAGCAGAUCCGAUCACAGAUCAAACGUCUUAGAUUUUGUAAGCACAGCCCCCUACGUAGUCAACAGUAAACGGAAGACAAAAUACGGACAAAGCAAGAAAGCAACAAGCAAAACAACAACAACAACAACAACAAAACAAAAUAAAAACAAAGUAACACUGUUAGCCCCGCGGGCAUUGCAACUUUUUUCAUCACGGUUGCCUGAAGCAUUUUUAGGUAAAGUAAGAUGGUCUGAAUGGGGUUAACCGUCAGCUGUCAAAACCCCUAAAACUUAAAUGUCAACCGUCAACCGGCAAAGAUACCCGGGGGGACUCCCGUUUGAAAGGGGCGGGGAUGCUCGUUGGAAAUUUUGAAUUAAACCCCUAAAAGAGAGCAAUCUGGGCAUGGCCCAACCUUUUUUGACCCCUAAAAGCGAUCAUUUUAAACUUUGAUCAAUUACAUGAAUCGAGGAAAUUAUUACGAAUUGAAAAUAUAUAAUUUUUUAAUAUUCCUUCCAGUGCAACCCUAAAAGAGACCUUUAGGACUAAAUAUAAUAGUAUUUUGCCCAAAACACCCGAAGCGAGACCAAAAUCUGAUCAUGAAUUUUACACCCCUAAGCGAGACGACGAGCACCCCCGUCGCUUUCAUAUGGGAGUCACCCCCGCCCCCCCGGGGCAAAGCUACCACCCCGUUGAGACCCUCAAAGUAAUGGUGGAUGGUGGAGAUGCUCGGUGAGGGGCCCGGGGGGAGUUAAGAGCUUUACUAAGCACAGCCAUGACAGAUUUAUAAUAUUCUUGUUUCCUUAUACAGUUGUAGGGAAAUUUAACGAUCCGGAGACUAAACAGGUGGUGCAGAGUGUUGACCUUGGAGAGGAAUUUAGUUAUGCGUGUCCUCAGCACUCUCCCAGUUAUGGCGUCAGCUAUUCGUGGGUUGGGAAAAACGCCGGUUUAAAGAUACAGUUCAAGAGGAAUGAACGACGAGCCAUCACACAGUCAGGGCAGCUAUUCAUAAUGUUUGUGACUGAGGACGAUCUCAAAGAGUUGGAGGAAAAUGAAAAUCAAGGAAUCCGUUGUCAGAUUUCUGCAGCUAAAAGAUUUGAACCUUCUAGUCUUUUAAAGUUAACAAAGAAAAAUCCAGGUGAAUUCUCUGUUUUCUCUUAACAGUGAAGGAAGUCAACAAGACUUGUAGCUAUUAAUGUGUGUCGCCUUUCUUUAGAGCCUGUACUAACUCUCCUUCUGAUUUCGGUGGCUUCGGUGUGGUGUCCAUACUGCUUUCAGUCCCUAGGCCAAAUUACAGUACAGUCUCUCUUAACGCAAACCUCCGUAAAACAGACACCUACAGGAAGUCUCUGGCUUUGUAUUCUCCCUUUAUUUGUAUCUUAAUAAGACGGACACCUCUCUGAGAAGGACACCAAUAGCGCCGCUGCUUGUGCCGGUCCCUAUGCGUUUCGGGUCACGUGGUUCGAGCGAGUUUUCCCGACCGUUCGUCUCGGUUAACUCACCGUAAUGCAUUGACGGCGAGAAGGCCUAGACAGACGCCCUUCAGAGACUAGGCAAAGAUGUGGUCAAAAACGUAACAGGGGGCACAAAAUGUAAUUCAAUCCCAGUGGCGGAUCCAGGGGAGGGCCCUCCGCCCCCUUUAUUUUUUGACCGCCCCCUCCCCCUCCUAUCUGGAGGGCUGGAUCCGCUACUGAAUCCCGUCGGCUUUUCGUGCUGACACUAAAAGCCAUCCAGUAUAGUAUGUACACCUAUCCGAUAUGUGACAUGUGACUCUCCAGUUUAGAGGUCGGCACGGCGUAGCUUCGCUGAAAUCACCGAUCUUAUGUGUGAACAGAAGCCCUAUUCGGUAUCGUUUUUGUGCCGGAGGCAAAAACUAUCCGGUAUAGUGUGAACAAAGCCUAAGCAAGGCCUGGUUAGCUCAGUUGGGAAAGCGCCGGUCUGCCGAGCGGGAGGUCGCGGGUUCAAACCGCAGCCGGACCAACACUCAGGGUCUCUAAAUAGCUGAGAAUAAAGUGCUGCCUUUGUAAUGGCAUCUGCAAAUGUUUAGACUUUCUAGUCUUCUCGGAUAUGGACGAAAAACUGUGGGUUCCGUCUUACAGCACUUUCACUGAUUUGUUUUUGUGGGACGUAAAAGAACCCACAUCAGUAUUCGAAAAGAGUAGGGGUCUUCGACCCCGGUGGAGUGGCCAACCUUUACGGGUUGUGGGAUUGGGUAGGGAUGGCACUUUGCAUGGGACCUGAUCAUGAGUCCCGUUCGUGCACAUUCCCUCCGGGCAGGCCUGUGGCCAGAAAAGCUGGUAAAUGAAACGUUUUACACAGUAUUGUGUAUUUUGUCUUAGAUAAAAAAGAUCCAAAGACACUAAGAGAGCCUUCUUGGAAGUUGGAAUUUAUGUCUGCUACUCAAGAAGAGGCUUUGGAGCGAAAAAAUAAAACUUUCUAUUGUCUUGCAGCCGGAAGGUAGGUUGGAAUAUGAGUUCAAAAUGGACAAAUAACGAUAACGAUUAUAAUAAUAAGAUGACGAUGGCGAUAAUAAUAACAAUAAUAAUAAUAAUAAUAAUAAUAAUAAUAAUAACCAAAUAAUAAUAAUAGUAAUAACCAAAGGUUACAAAAUGCGGGCGACAAAAAUGGAAGGUCAAAACGCUUUCAAUUCAAUGCUGUGCUUUGGGUAAGUUUCAACUGAGUGUAUUAAUUGUGACAGCUAGCUGCUAGCUCGCUUAAAGAAAUUAUUUAGCCCGGCGUUCAGCCUUUGAGCUUUAUUGUUUGUUGAAUAAUUUUUUUGAACCGUUCAGCAGUCUAUAGCAUCCGUUUUGAACGGCUUGCCUGCCCAUUUUUAAUCCUGUUUAAAGCUGUGCGUUCGGCUUUUUGAACGACUAGCAGUAAAGAACGUUUUCAUCGCCCCAUGUAAUGGAAUGUUGUUACUUUGGUAGGAAAAAAUAGCGAUAAAAAUACACUUCUUAGUGAGCACUUGCUAUUUAUUGUUUUACUGACAACUUCUGGCUGCUAUUUUUUUACUUCUAGACCUGAGCCAAAAAUAACCUGGAAAAUUAAAAGAGAUGGAAAAUGGGAAAACCUUGUGAAUAGAAAGGACAAUUUUCAGAUUGCCGAUGCUUUCCAUGGAAGAUUGCUUAACAUUAUAUCUGUAAAACACAAAAUGCAUCAGGCCACAUACCGCUGUGAAGCAGAAAAUUCUCAAAAUGUUGGAAAUCCGAAAGUCCAUGAAAUACAACUUACAGUGAAAGGUAAAUGGCCUUAGGGCGUUUCCAUUCCCUCCUUCAAUUGAUCGAAUUAUAGCAAGACAGUCCUGGAUUCUGGAUUCCACGCCGUGGAUUCCGGAUUCCAGGUUCUUUAUCAGAGAAACUUGGUUUCUGGAUUCCAGUCUUUAGUGGGAUUCAGGUUUCUUUGAGCUGAAUUCCGGAUUCCAAAGCACAGGAUUUUGAAUUUCGCAAGCAAAUUUUCCAAGAUUCCGGAUUCCACAAGCAAAAGUUUCCUUUAUUCCGUAAUCCAGAUUCCCUUGCACGGGGCGAUACUUACGUGUAUUGAUUAGGUAGAGAAGGAGUUGUAGAGGUAAUUGUAAAUAGCAGUGGCGGACCUAGGGAAGGGGCCCGGGGGGUCCCGGUCCUCCCUUAUUUUCAGACCAAUCUGAGGCCCUAAGAGCCGAAAACAAAAUUUUUGGAGACCGACCCCCCUCAUAUUAGGGCCUGGAUGACCCCCCAUCUGAAAGUCUGGAUCCGCUACAAAAUAUGGGCAUUGCCGUGUAAAAAGACACUUUAAGUUUUGGAAGAAGCGUUUUUCAUAGAUAAUUUUUGUACACAAUUAUUAACCGAUCAUUUGAUUGAUUUUGUUUUCAGUUGCUCCAAGGUGGACGACAAAGCCUCCGCCAGAACUUUUAAUUGAUGUUAAUGGCAAUGGCAGUUUAACGUGCGAUAUAUUUGCAGAUCCUUCGCCAUCUUUUAUGUGGUACAAAAAUGGGAGGAAACUCACAACAUCAACGUAAUUUUUCUUUCUUUUUCUCCCACUAUACACUUCGCGAUAACUUAGGGGACCACAUUCGAUCUUUUUAACGCUUAUGUUUAGGAAGAAACAUUUUCGCGUUUCCACUCUGGAUUGAACAAAAACAAAAAACAAAAACAAGACAAAACAAUAGAGCGACUCCUAAUUUUUUCAAGAGAUUAUCAGAAUGUAUAGAAUAAAAUGGUGAAAUUUUGAGGCACAUGAAAUAUUCUACAAAUUCAAGAGUAGUUGUAAGCCGAGCACUGGAAGGUUAUGACUGUAAGAAAAAAGAUAUUAAUACUUUUCUUUAUAAAAUUUUGCAAUAAAUUCUCUUUGCUUUUGCAUUAGCACUAUAAAUUGUAGCGAUUUACAAGUUGAAAGAAACUGAUUGUUAAACGAAAAGGCAAAAUGUAUAAUUAUUUAACAGCAGAUGGUCGGGUUAACCUCUAUUUAGCUGCCCUGGGUAAAGGGUUCAAAGGUGGCAUACACAAAGUAAAGCCUUGAGAUCAAGUACUUGAAAAGGGCUCUACAGUGGCCUUAAAGGGCAUUUUCUGUACCGAUCUUGAGCAAGCCUAAAUUACGCAACUGCAUAAGUUGUGACUUUAACAGCGAGAAUCUUGAUUUCAUUUAAUCCUGACUAUAGUAAGAAGUUAAACAAUUCCUAGGGGUAUGGUAACACUGAGCUAAUUGGAAACUCUUCAGCUGUUACUACUCUAUUUUCGAAUCUCCCACAGUACACUCAACUGUUGCCUGGUUUCACUGAAAUCCUUAUGGGAGGAAUGCAUAUUCCCAAGAGCAUUGUAUUUAAAAACGUUAACAGGUGCAUAAAUUGGGGGGGGGGAGGGGGGCGGACAGAUUGUAUUAUGGGAAUUCGAAAAUAGUCAGUUGCAGGUUGAGUUAUGUCCAGUCACUAAUGAAGUUGCAUUCUAUAGUGCACAUGUAAGACUGAAUGGGAACAAGCUAGAUUUAAAGAAUGUGAGGUAUCUACAAGAAAGCGGAGUUUAUCAAUGUGUGGCUGUAAAUCCACAUGGACUGAUCGUGUCCUAUACAGUUGUAAAUGUUCGAGGUAAGUACUUGGAAAAUUGCAUUUCUACAAUUGAACCUAUAUUCCCCUGUUACAAAAGUGGACUUUUUCUUUGUUUUAAGAUGAAUCAAUUUUUGAUAAAAGAGCUUGCCAUUUUUACUCUGAAUAUUUUAUAAACAAUUCAGUUUUGUUUUGGUCAACACCAUGCAUACAAUCCUAGGGCUACCUAAGACAAAACGGCUAGGAAGAUGGGAGGAGAAAGACUGCGCUCUAUUUCGCAACACUGUAUAUUUUAGACAGGAGUACUGGAAGGUGGACGUUUUUUAAUCUUUCUUAACCAGUUUUGUCCGAAGUUGCAUUGACAAUGGCAAGAGAGUGAUUGUCACCUCAUAUCAGUGAGCAUGACAACAGCAAAAAUACACUUUUGUUAUAAAAUCUACUCUGAGUUACUAGAAGUUUUGUCACUAACUAAAAUCGUAUUUGGACACACAUUAAAUACGAUCAUUUUACAUACGUUGAUAUCAGCCAAUCAGUGACCCACUUGCCCUUCACAGCACGCGCGCGAACUUAAAAUAGAUUGCAAAUACUUAUCACGAGGCACAGGAAUUCGCUCUCUUAACUCAUUCUCGCUAGCUUUGCUGGUUAAAAAACAAAUCAGGAUACGUCACCGAACCAACUUUUACAAUACGUCAAUUCUUCUUACAUACAUGUUUGGGUAUAAUGCCUUACACACGAAACUUUUCUCAUUGCAGCAACACCAUCUUUUGAAACCGAAUUUGGUCCAUUCUACUUGUUUAAAGGCACUGAGGGAAGGCUGACGUGUAAUCCGAAAGCAGCUCCACGGCCAAGUGAAUAUAAGUGGUAUAAAGGAACCACUCUACUGACGUCAUCACCACCUUACAGAAUAGAGCAUGGGGAAUUCAGCACAUUGAUAAUUGACAAUGUUGACAAGGAUCGAGACGAGGGUCUUUACAAAUGUUAUGCAAAGAACUCGCUGGGUUACGACGAAGCGACAGCAAAUGCUACAGUUUUUAGUGAGAAUUACAUUUGUCCCUUAUAUUAGCUAAAGCAAGACUUUAGUCCUAGUAGCCAGCCAAAUGCGAAUGACUUUGAAAUUUCCGGUCGGUUGUGUCUUAAAACCUCUCAUUCUUUCCUAUGGAAAAAAAAAUAGAAGUAAUGUCUGGGCUGCAAUGUAUUAGCGGGGCUCCCGCGCGCGCGAAGCGCGCGUGGGAAAGAGCCCCAUACUCAUGGAAUAUGGUCAACCUCUUUUCGUUUGGUUGUCACGUGAAGGACCGAGCGUACGUACGUACGUACAUACGGACGUACGCGUCUACAGAUUGUACGGGUGGGGUAGGGGAGACUAUCAAAAGGAAGGGAGGGGUGUCUCAGGCGUGUCUUGGCAAGUCCACAUCUUUAAUAUAGGAUUUUAGGACAUUCACAAUAUGGUCAAUUGACAGCUGUCAAAACAGGAUAGCCACUGACCAGUAUCCCAUGACCAUAUCGCGGGCUCAUGUGUUAACUCAUCGAGGUGACGUGAUUUAUUUGGAAGCUGUCCGCUGACCAGUUAAUUGUUUUACUAGAUCGCGAACAAUUUUCAAUCUCAUACUUUUACUAGUUAAACUGAUAAUGCACACAUAUUGGACAUCAAUGUUUGGAUCAAUUGACAGCUGUCAAAACAGGGUACCCGCUGACCAGUGUCACUUGACCGUAUCGCGGGCUCAGGUGUCGACCCAUCGAGGUCAAGUAUUUUUUUAAGUUACCCGCUGACAAGUUACUAGUUUUCAAGUGAUCGCAGGCUCAAGUUCAAGUUUUUUCUAAAUUCAUAUGAAAUAUGUUGUGUUUAUGUGCUACACAAUUAAAAUUUUGAUUGCAAACUGACCUCGGACGCGAAAAUUCAGCCAGCUGUUACAGGCAGGGAAGACAGAAGGAAGACAGUUGCUUUUGACUUUUCUCACCAUGGUCACGCGUUGGUCACGCUCUACGUCCAAUUUUUACGCUCUGAUUGGUCAAAAUUUGAUAGGUGAGUUCAUGCGGAAAAUUUAUGCAGCAUCUUGAAUUUUGUUUACUUUGACAGCUGAAGCUGACAGAGUUUUGUGUCAACUUGUGAUGUUUUUAACUGUCUUUUUCCACUGGAUGUGCAAAAUGAAAUUCAGCUGUUAUCAGGAGUCCUCUGUUAUUCAUGGCUAGUUUGUUUAUUGGGUUUUUGGUUGAAGAAUACGUCGCUUGUCAAAGUCGGAAAUCCGAUUGCGGAUGGCAUCGUUUUCGUUUUCACCUUGCUUGAUGCGUAAGAGGAUUGCAAAGUCUGAAGCGAUACUGGCUUUUCUUGAUACCUUUCAGGAGCUGCAUCUCGAAUGGUAAGCCAGAGAAAUUAUUGUAUUUUGAUGUUUGUUUUUUUGGAUCUAAUUUAAUGAAGUCGAGCGGAGUUUAUGCGGUCAUUUAGUUGAUGCACGUUUGUAAGAUUCAGGGGCACCCAACGAGGAUAUAGUUCAAAACCACUUAACAUAGCAUUGUUGAACGUAUUUUAGUAUUUAAACGGUAGAUAUAGGCAUAUUUUUAUCCCCUAAAAACUUUUCAUCUGUUCGGAUUUCCUAGCUGAAAGUCUAGUGAUCCGAAAAUUAUAGGGAUCAAAACUUACCUUUUCGAAAAUUUCAGCCAGGAAAAGGCUCCCGAAAAUUCUAGGUGGCCUUUUUUAGAGUAAAUAUCCGUUUAAAAUGGGUAAUUAUACCAUUUUGUAGAUGUUCGAAAAUCCUAGGAGAGGCAGGCAAGCAAGAAAUUUUACAACAAAUGUUCCGAAAAUUCUAGCUCUCAAAUCGCCUUCCGAACAGAUAUUUUCCCGAAAAUUGCCGUUGGGACAAUGAUCUGACCGAGUAUCAGGUUUGAUAUAAGCUUACAGAACUUUAAAAAGCCUUUAGACAGUUUCUCACCGCAAAUAGAAAGAAAACGUUCCAAAGAAUAUUUAGUUAUAAUUCUGGACGGAAAAGAAAGCUUUGAGCGAUUUUCCUGCCUCGAGUUCGUCUUUGAAAAAAGCAAACACCGGGAAGCCGGCUUAAAACAUAAACUUGAGCUUGAAGCUUGAAGACUCAGGAUUUUUAGGGAUACUUUAAUACUUGUCUUCCUGAAUGAAAAUCGUUGUUUCUGUAUAUGUUUCACCGAAUUAUAUUUCUUUUAUUGAUUGUUAGUGGUCUCUCUUGUAAUCUUAAUUGCUGAGCCGAUUGUUUUCAGUCGUUCAGUGAACAUCGCUUGCAGGAGUACUCAAAAUGCCGUGUUAAUGUUCAUUCAAACACUCGCCACAGCUCGCACUACAAAAGUGAGAACCGGAUGGCCGUAUAGGUGAUUUUGGAAAUUUUUUUAACAGUUUAUGAAUAUUGAAUGAGUGCAAUUUGUAUCGUGAAAUACUGCUUUCUGUCCGAGGUCUGUCGGUAUGAUAAAAACAGUACCUCAUACUACUGUUUCACCUCAGAUGUGAUGUAUUAUAAAUGGUAUAAAAGGUUGGUUUACACGCACCCAGAUUUGUUGACAGGAUUUUGCAAAGUAAACUUGUCGAACGCAAAAUAGUUGGCCUCCGCUAAUUAAUCUACGGUGAUCAAGAGCCAUUAUGGCUCUUAAAUGUGAUCGAAGAUGAUUACCAGUUUUUGGGUGUACAUAUGAGGCUAUCAACUCGAUGUACGAUUUGGUUCAGUCUUGGGCUGUUUGCAAAUUAUUUUUCUCUAAAAUCAGGUAGCCUUUCCCUCAAAAGUCACAUAAAUGUGCUCUAAAGUUAACUGAAUUGUGGGAUUCGAAUACAAGUUUAUUGUUUAAUUUAAAUUAUAAAGUUAUUAAUGGGAGCCUCGCUUUUAGCCCUGACUAAAUCUAUAUAUUACUGCAAUACUAUACUUUAGUUAUAAUUAUGACCAUUUUGGUUUUUCAGACAGGACAAUAAUUACUGUGCGCCCAGAAGAUAAAAAGGUUGAUGAAGGAACUCGUGUUGAUCUGAGAUGUGAGGCAAAGGCUGACCCGUCUCUUGAGUUGAGAUACUAUUGGAAAAGAGAUGAUGCCGUCGUAACGUACAACAACAAAAUUCAGUGGUUUGAAGGAGCUAAGAUUCUAACAAUUGCCAGCAUUACAAUUUAUAAAGCUGGUAAUUAUACUUGUGUGGCCUACACUCCUGAUCCAAAAAGAUCUGAAGACCAAGCAUCUGCAACUAUUGAUAUCCGAGGUACUAACACAGUCUGUCUAGGGGUAUACGUGUUAUCUCAGAUUCUCUAGAAUGAACGGAAGUGGUCUCGUUAUGAAUCUUUUUGGUGGCGUUAACUGCAGGGAGACUGGGUACCACAUUAGGGAAUCGCGCCUGUAGAUACGCGUCGCUAGUAAAUGCAAAUUUUUCUGUCAAUCAAAUGUGUCCUAUUAUUUGUAGGUGGAAAUUGGUAAAACAUCGUUAUUGUUUUGGAGACAAUAGAAGAACAAAAGAUAACAGAAAGAUCAGGUUAUGCGGUCUUAAAGCGUGUUGCGUGACUUAAAUCAGUUGGAGCAUUUCUCCUAGCUUUCCCGCAUUAAAACGUUGGAAUGAAAAGUCUGAAGCUUAGCUUUUAAAAUCUUGAUAGCCAAAAUAAAAGGGGUGCCCCAAAAGGCAAGCAUCUGGGAAUUCAAAAUCGAUAUUUUAGUCUCCAGCGAAAUCCGGCGGAUGAACAGUAAUUUGCAUAUAGUCCCCCCCCCCCCAUAUAAGCGUAAGUGAAGCAAAAUAGAAUACAAAUUGCCGUGGUUGUAAACACAACGUUUCCUCGAAGUUUUUUUCCUUUUGAAAGCGUAAAUUCGCAUGAAAGAGCUCAGCUUGCACAAAAUAAUAUAAAAUGAAACGAAUCAAAUCGAAAAGUGGUAAAAAAAAGUCAGGAUAUUUCAAUUCGAUGGAAAGUAAGUGAUUGGGUAGGUGAUUUGCAUACUGAUAAAACUAACUUCUAGCGCAGUUCAAAACCGUUCGGCUUCCUGAAUUUUUUUCCUGGAAUUCUAUACAUUCUGCUGGCCUAAAUCGUUAAAAUAUCUUAUGAAGUCAAAAUAUUUAUCAAUUUGAGCGUUUGCAUUUCCUUAUAAAACAGAGAGUUGCGCAAAAGCUUCGAUCUAUAGAUUUUCUUAAGUUAAAUUACCUUUGUAUCAUGGAAACAAUACCCUAACACUUGAGUCUUGAAUCAAAGGACGCGACAUGCGUCGGCUCCCUUUGUGAGCGCGCAAAUAGUCAUGGGACCCGCGAUUUUGCGGGCGACGCGGAUCUACAGGCGCCGUUCCGUAAUGAGCUUUCCGUACAACGGUUUCUGAGAUAGAGAAGAAAAAUGUGACGUCACUAAAUUCAAAUUUGUGAAAUUAUGGGAUUAUUUAACAUAUUAAGAAAGAACAAAAUAAAAAUGCUCCCUUCCCAAAAAUCACUCUCUUAGUACAAAUUUGUAAAGAGAUAUUAGCACCGGUUUGCUCUGAUGACUCCACAAAAAUCCUUCUAAAAAUGGUUUGGAUCGUAAAGUUAACGAUCCAGGCCUAUUUCCGGGGGAUUUAUAUGAAGUCAUCGGAGCAAUAACCUUGCUUAUAUCUCCUCACCAAUUGGCAGCAACGUGCUAAUGUUUGGCAGCUGAACAUUUUCAUCUCUUUUUUUAUUCUGAAUAUGGCCAACCAAUCCAAAUUUAGUUUUUUUGACGUCAUCACUUCUUUUCCCAGUUGUUUGCAUCUCCCCGUGACUAUCUUCACCUUCGUAAGUUUGGCAGAGAAAAAUAGGCUUUCAUUACACUAACCAUUUUACUGUUUUAAUCUGAUUUUUGAAGGUGUUCCUAAUCCGCCACUAAAUCUUGCCAUGACAAAUUGUUUUAAACGCACUACAACGCUUUCCUGGGUUACUGGAGCAGCUAACAAUGCUUCCAUCACACAGUUUAUUAUUGAGCAGGAAUCUACGUAUGAGCCCAACGUGUUUUAUAACAUUCAAAAUGUUACACACCCUAAAGCGACGUCCUUUACCUUUAAUCUGACCGGAUGGGCGACCCUUCGUUUCCGUAUGAGAGCUGUCAACCGCUUUGGACCCAGCCGUGCAAGUGUAGCCACGACUGAAGUUUGUGAAACGGAUGUUGGACGUGAGUGUAUUUGGCUUGUCAGUUUUACUUUACAAACUCUGAGACGAUCAAUGAUGUUUUUCUUGGGCAAAGGAGUUGUCAUAUGCUACAUUGAUUCCGAUAUUGUUGAAUGAAAAAAUUGCUAUAAGUAUCCGGAGGCUAAGCGUUGCUUAACUGUAAUAUAUCAAGCAUGAGACGCAGUGUUUUAUCACUAGAUGAAACACCGAGAAGAGAGUUGAAAAAUACGACGCGCAGCGGAGCAUGUUUUUGACGAACUUCGAAGUGUUUCAUCUGGUGAUGAAGCACUGUGUUGAAUUCUUGAUAUUACUUCUCAAACAAAAUGAUUUUAGAAGGACAAAUUAAGGAUGCAAAAAUGAGAAGUUUUUCAUCUGAUUUCCAAACACUCACCAAACUUUAGUUUCCUUUCUAUUUUCUUUAUGAAUUAUUAAUGAGUUUGAGAAGGUGUGAUAAAAGUAGGUAUUUCAAGAUACUGCGACAGACGUCAAUUGUAAAGUAAGGUCGUGUUCAAACUCAGUUUUUCAAAUGUGGGUGGUAACCCAGUCUUCGCAUUCUUAGGAACCUUAUCCAAGGUCGCAAAGAAAAGGAAAAAUUCGUCGUCGCAUGUUGCGACCUCAAUUAAACGUUGAUCUAUAUUUUGAUUCUGAUUUCGAUAGGAAACUAUAUGAGACAUUAUUGGAACAGAAAUGACUUUAAAUCUAUGUACUUUCAACAGCUCCAGAUAAAUAUCCAGACAAUUUCCGUGGAAAUCCAAAGAAAGCCGAGCAGCUUGACAUUAUUUGGACCGUAAGUGCUCUUUAGCCCCGUGCAAACGGACGCAACAAUAUUGUUGGACAACAACUCCCAAAAUUGUUGGAUGUUACAUCUUACGUCCGUUUGCACACCCUGUUGCAUGUUGUUGCGUGUUGUUGGGGGUUGUUGCGCAAAGUUUGAGACCGUCAGGUCAUUUAGGUGAUUUAGUCGAGUUCUACUCCUUUUACUUACCGUUCGAAACAAAAUUUUAAAAAAAAUUAACUAACAGUAACUCGCAAUGGUGUCUGCAACACCAAGGAAAACCCAUUUCUUCAGUGGUUUAUAGUCCAAGACAUCUAUCCUCUGAAAUUUAGUCUGUGGGUUUGCUUCAUGACGUUUUGACAGGGAAUGUUUUAGUUUUGCAAAAGAAAGCAUUCCCAUAAGGAGGUUUAUAAGCGAAGGGUAUUAAUUUUGGAUUUAAGUACCUUCUUAUUUUUAAUUCUUCUUAGGCAAUGGCUAAAGUGGAUUGGAACGCACCCGGCCUUUACUACUUGCUGAAGUACAGACAGGUGCCGGGUGGUCAAUUUGGAGACCCGGAGAAAAUCACUGAUCCCACUGUUGACGUUUUUGCGAUACCAAAUCCCGGUUAUUAUAAGCUAUGGGAAUUUCAGAUUCAAGCUGGGAACAAGGAAGGUAUGGGGCCUAAGAGUCCUGUAGUACAAUCAUAUUCGGGUCAAGACCCGCCAGAAGGAAAGCCAGGAAAUGUGCAAACUGGAUCUGCGACGGCACGCACUGUUGUGUUGUCAUGGCAACCUGUUAAUGUUACUCGAGGAACUGUGGAUGGUUAUAAGGUGAGAGCAGCCUUGUUCCCAUUCCCUCUCUUUUUCUCUUUAUCCGGAGAUAGAUGGAGAGAGGAGAGACAGUAUUAGUGUGAUAUGGUCUUUUAAUCAGCUGCAAUUGGAUUUAAAGGGGUUGUUCCCGUGAUUUUUUUGUAGUUUAAACUUGCUUGGAAGUCAGCUUUGAUGAAGUUUCUAUUUCUUGAUUGGAAAGAUUUUCUUAUCGAUCGUUUGGCCCUUAUGCACUGACAUCGUUCAAGUCAGAUAAAGACAUCGAUCGAGUUACAUCUAAGAAUUGACGCCAAAAAUAUUUGUUUACAGUAGCGAAUUUGCAUUUGCAGAUUUACUACUGGGGUAAGAGUCGCCUGAGUGCAAGACGUCGACGAGAAAUUCCUGGUUAUGAGUCGUUUGUCAAUGUCCGAGGAGGCAGCACUGAUAGGCACAAUGUAAAAGAACUUACACCUUACACUGACUACAUCUUUGCAAUAACGGCUUACAACAGUGGCGGCGAAGGACCUGCCAGUAACGAAGCCUUUGCAGCGACUGAAGAAGAAGGUAAGUUUUUUCAAGGAGUUCACAAUUACCUCUAUCUUAACAAAGAUUUCUCAAUGAUCCCAAGAGCAAUGACGACGUGGCGUGGGUUUUAACCUUAGUAGGUCUACCAAAGCCGGAUUGGUCAGUCGAAGGUGAGAGGUCAAACUUAGACCCCGUCUACACUUAUCCGGAUAUUUUUUAUUCAUUACUACGUCGACACGCCGUAGCGUAUUCAAAUCGAGUUUGGCCGUCCACACGCGUACGUAUCCGGAUUCACUCUCAGUUCGUCACUAAUUUGUAAAAAGCGUUAUUUGGCUCAUACGAAAAUUUUCACGCCAAUCUUCUUCAAUGAACUGUUUCGCUUGUUUCACUGACAAAAUUGUCCCACUAAGCACUUGAGUUCGCUCGUUUAACUUGUUCAGUUACGGCGUCCAAUUCGUCUGUCCGACCGCCGCGCCAAGGAGAGAAGCCUUAGAAUGUCGAGCCGUCGUUUGGCAUAAUUGAAGUGUACAGCAAUCAUAGCUAGGUUUAACUGCAAGCACGUUAUAAGACUUGAAACUGAAGUCCAAGAAGUAAAAAAGCGAUAACAAUGUGAACGGCACCAUCUUGAAUAUUCACGGUUAAGGGCUCGAUCCUGUUACUUUACAGGAAAAAAAAAAUAUUCGGAUUUAGCGUCUACACUAUUCUGGAUUCAUAGCGCAUUCAAAAAUUUCCACUUUGGGGAGCGCCGAUUCAAACAGUUGCGGACUCGCAUGCCGGAUUCACCGGAUACGCAAAGACGGAAGCCGAAUCCGCAAAGAAAACGUUGCGAAUUCAAAAAUAUCCCGAUACGUGUGAACGGGGCCUUUGGACAACGCCGGGAAUUCCAGGCAGGGCAUUUGACGAAGGGCCGUUCCCCCUCAUUGCAAAACUAAUACCAAGUACGUAAAAAGCAAAGAAAAAUUACCAAGGAUGAUUUCCUGCCUCUUCCCCUAUUGGGAAGAGGGAAAUCACGAUGGUCAUAAAAAAGGAUAUACAGUCGUACAUCUUGGCGAUAGAUCCUUCCACGAUGUACGACUGUACGUCCCUUUUCUUGGUCAUCAAAGGCCAACCUGGAAUGCCCAGGGGCUAUUUUCAGUCCUCUCACCCUCGACCAAUCCGGUAUUGUUAGACCUACCAAGGGCAAAAGUUGGCAUCAUUAAGACAAGAAAUCACAAUCACGGCAAUGCAGCAAGGCUAAGGCAAAGGUACGCCCAUUUAUGAGUUCAAAGAGUGAUAAAAAACAAUCUUCUUGCAACAUUGUCAAUACAUAUUCAAGAUAAAAGGCUACGAGAAUUAAUGAAUGAUCACCAAAGGGAACAUUCUUUGAUCUUUUAUAAAAUUUUCUCCACUAAUUUUUAAGGAAAUGUAUGGAGAUAAGUCUGGAAUAUUUGUACGUGGGCUUAAAGGGUUAAGUUGCCAUGAACUUCAUUUCAUUUUAGUUCCUGGACCACCAUCAGCAGUCAACGUCUAUGCCUUUGCAAAAUACAUCCUGGUCACAUGGAAAGCUCCUGUGGAACCUAACGGCGUGAUUACAAAAUACCGAGUGGGGUCGGCGCAGUACAAUGGUACGCAGCCGAGCGACGGUCAUCAGGUAUCCUGGCAGGAACUAGGACCAGGUGUUUUUAGAAAGCUUCUUGAGAAUCAGACGGCGGAGAGAAAUUAUGUUGUAGAAAUACAAGCAGAGACAAGCAAAGGGUGGGGAGAACAAGUCAGAAAGACAACACGAACUGUAAAAUAUGCUCGUAAGUAUUUUUUAAAUACGUUAGUUAAUAUAGGUUUAACUUGAACUCUCGCCUUGCGGACUUUUCAUCGUUUCUAACCCGCUUAUACAGCCGCCUCUGUUCGCUCCUCUCCGCAAGGAGCGAGAAUAAAUGGCUGUAGUUGCAGACUACGCUUUUACGGACACCUCGAUAAUACGGAAAGUAGCUGAUAAAAUCUCCGGCGAAAACUAAGUACCAAAAUUUAGCAUGGAAGCACAUUCUACUAUUACCAUUAUUACUCAAUGGCCAGUAACGUACGCAUGCACACAGUCACAUCCACCAGGUAGUGGCAGUUGUGUAAACUAAUGAUGGUUUUAUGUUUCUGUCAGCUCCCACCAAACCAGAAAGACCCACUGUUGAGGGAACCGGCGUGGAUGAAGUGAAAGUUACUUACAACUUUGGUCUUGGUGGAGGCUAUACCCACGAGUUCUUGGUCAUGUACCGAAAGAAACAAUUACAACGACUACGACAACAACAACAGGAGAAAUUAAAAGAAACCAGGUAGAAAUGUGGAUGAUUGAAAAAAAAGACUAAUGUUUAUAAAAGAGAAAUCUAAUAUUAAUCAAUCCUAUUUUUACGGUAAGGUAUCUUUAGAAACGAAAAAUCUUGGUACCUCUACUGAGGGUAAAAAAAGCCUUGACCCCCAUUCUUUUGGAUGGCUUUAACAUCUUCCAGGGUCCCAUUCUUUUGGAUAGCCCUCCCUUUUGAAGCCUCAGUCCUCCCCAAACUCUUUCUGUUCGUAUGGUGUCCCCCUCAGAGAACCGAACCAAAUUUGGGAUUGAUCGAGAGGGGUUUGAGGCAACUUUCAGAGGUUAGCGUAUGCUGAAGAAAAAUGGCACGAGAAAGACUCGGGCGAGAAAAGGUAACGGACACAAGAAAUGAAACUUCCCCUCGGUUUACUAAUUUAAAUAUAUUUUUCUAAUUUUUUCUUAGUGCAAGGAGAAGCCUUCCAGAACACCAGCUGGAUUAAUCAUUUUGAGACGCAGAACAUCAAAAUUGGAGGCUUAAAUAACGAGCUUUACGAGUUUAAAACUGUUGGCAGAAAUGAUUAUCCAGACGACGAUGACGUUAAUUCAAGAUCAGAGAGCCCCGCCAGUGACGUCACGGACGGACGGCCUCUCCCAUCAAUAACCAGUAAGUAUCGGGGGGGGAGGGAGGGAGGGCGGAGGAAAUUUAGCCGAUUCCCUCUUUGAAUAUUACUUCACUGAAGUGAUCCCCCCUAAUAACUUUUGAUGACUUUCGCGAUCCCCCCCCCUCCCCAUGCCUUCAUUUUCCAAACAAAUUUGAGUGGUCCCCCUCUGAAUCCUUCCAAAGCUUUCAGCGAUCCCCCAUUUAGGGUUCUCAGUUACGACUGAUCCCCUCUUUUGCUCUCCCAAAAAUCAGUUAUUGCGCUCACAGGCAAUAAAUAAUGACCGGUCCCUCAUUUGCAUUUUAAGCUUUGAUAUCGAUUUCAAAUUUCGCACUAACCAAGGGCUAUCUUAACCCAGCUUUGAACAACCCGGCCCUGAAUGAUGUUUUCUUAUAAUAGCAACAGAGUAUACUCCUUUUACCAAUACCUUUCAGGUAGCAAGCCUUUAAGAAAUCCGAUACACAAGAGUGCUUGGUUCAUCACCUUGCUCACUAUUAUCGCUGUUGUGCUGAUUGUGCUGUUGAUUUUUGUACACUAUACUCGGCAUCAAGGUGCUAAAUAUCUUGGUAAGCUCAAAUGAGGUCUUGAUCUUCUAAAAUACAUUCAAUGUAAACAGUUUCUUGAGAACUUGCCUGAUGUAAAUGAUGCAUUCUGAAUUCUAUGCCCUGGAUUCCGGAUUCCAGGUACUGAAUUCCAGUCUUUGUCAAUGAAACUUUGAGUCCGGAUUUCAAACGUUACUUGGAUUCCAGAUUCCAUAAGCAAAAAUAUCCCGGAUUGCGGAUUCCACAGGGGAAAAAUUUUCCGGAUUCCGGAAUCCCUAACUUAAGAUGAAGAAUGGGUCUGUCUAUCAUCGCAUUCUGACGUGUCCUUAUUACAAUAACUGUAUUGGGCAUCCUUGCAAAUCAUUGGAGAAUUUUAACAUGACGUCAUGUUCGCCAUAUUGGUGUACGAAAACAAUAAAACGGUGGCAAUGUUGGUGUUCCAACCCAAUCCUUUGCAUUUGCAUAGAUGCUGACCACAGUGAAAAGAGGGUCCUCAAUAGGUUUCUCGGGUUUCUCGAUUUCCCUUAUUUAAAGCACGGGAUCCGGGAUUUCCCUUAUUUGAAGCUUGGGAUCGGUGAUUUCCCUCAUUUGAAGCUCGGGAUUUGGGAUUUUAAAACAAAAUCAGGGCGAGAUUCGGGAUUGAUUGUAUGCGCAGAAGGUGGGAUGCCAAAAAUAACCCUUGGGAUCACGGAAGUUUACGAAGUUUUGUGUUGGGAUUACGGGAUUGAAGAACCCUUUUAGGGACCCUCUGAAAAUGCUCUAAAGAUAGGAUCUACGCUAGAACCGGUGCCCCGCCAGAAACCAAAAAUCUCCCUUUAGGUGUGGUCAAAAGAAGAAUGCGAAAAACCAGUAUUCCUCAUCUUAUGCAGUGGCAGAUACAUAGCAUUGUAAUUUGCUUGUCUUUAAUGAGUGGUCUUUAAUCAAAGGCUUUUAUAGACUGCCAGCAGUCUCUUAUUUUUCUUGAGUCAGGGUAAAUCGUGCGCAUGCGCGACCAGCUUCGAUGAAUAAUUUUACUUUAGUUUUGGCCAACCGCGAAUGGCUCUGAGGAAAGAAUGAUGACGAUGCGCGAUGUAAGGCUUUAAUCAUGUUGACUGAUUUUCUGCUUAACAGUUGGCAAACGAGAGAGAGAGAGAGGUGUAAUUGAACACGAACCACCAUACGAUGAGGAAGAAGGCGCUUCUAUAAGCGAUCAACGGUGAGAAACUAUCGACCAUCAAUACGACUUUAUAGCACGUGGAAAUUGUCAUUUCUUGCAGAUUUCAGGGCUGUCAUUAAUGUUAAAUUGUUAUCCAAAGAAGAGAUUGCAAUCCUGGAUUCAGAAGAGGGCCAAAGAGUCACAAGUUUUAUCACUGUCACUUUAGUGCGUUCCCUCCUAAAAUAAAGUUUGUUGCCCGUUUUUACACGUUCUAUGGACGGAUUGUGGAUGAUCCAUCUGUCUGUCAAAAUUGACGGAUAAACAGAUGGAUUAACUUAGACGGAUAGUUCAUCCAAAAUUAAAACCCUUCCAUUUUCAAAUUAAGACGCAUAUUAUGUCUGUCGCAAAUUACCCAACGGAAAAUCCGUCUCUAGUGUGAAUACGGCCACUGUGUUGUGUUAUAAUCAGUCGUUGAAAUGUAAGGUGACAAUCUACGUGCGGUGCCUGCUUCAAAGCUUUAUGGCGGCCUGGAGUUUGGGGUACACUCGGAUACCGUGAAGGGUAUGUCACGUCCAAGUGAUGUAGCGCGUCCCGGUUAAACUGCAGAUACCCAAAACCCUGUACCAAAUUGAAGCUUAUUGAACUGGCUAUCUUUAACAAUGUGUUAAAAACUUGAAUUGUUGAUUUUAGUUAAAGCUAUUUACUAGACAUUGUAUAUUACAGUCGAGAUCAUGGUUACCCUGUAUGGUAGGCUACCAUGAAUUACUGGCCAAUAUAAUAACUGUUAACAGGGAAUAUAAUAACCUGUCAACAGGGAAUAUAAUAACUGUUAACAGGGAAGCCUCGGUGAGGAGUUGGGUCUCUUCCCCGGGGGUUGAAGUGAAUGAAACCCCUGAGAAUCUGCCUUUGGCGUUGUAAAGAUCUAACAUAGAUUUUGCUCGCUUUUAGCCGGGUGGAAAACCCUCCACCAUACCAGAGCAAGAGUUCUCUAUGGAAGAUCCCAGAAAACGACCGCGACAGUUUGGAUGAUUAUAGCGAGGGACAGCAGUUUGGCGAAGAUGGCGCCUUCAUUGAAGAGUACGUCGAAGGAAAGAAAAAUUCCCCGGACGGGAAGGACUCAGCUUUGGCGACAUUUGUUUGA